This is a messenger RNA of Dracunculus medinensis (Guinea worm), 930 nucleotides long. NCBI's taxonomy places the organism in Eukaryota, Metazoa, Nematoda, Chromadorea, Rhabditida, Dracunculidae. The record is from the annotation of a GenBank genome assembly.
AUGUUAUCACCUGAAAUAGCUGCAAAAUAUUAUUGUAAAAUUAUUCAAGAAAGUCCAAUUGAAAAAUCGGCCUCGCUUGCUGUUCUUGAAACUUUGCUUAAAUGUAUUCAACUAACUAAAGCUAGCACAGUUACUCAGUUAUUGGAAGAAUUAAAAGGAGCUGCUGAAGCAAUGUCGAAAACCGAGUUCGGUAUCACAUCUGUUCAUAGCUCAACAGAAUUGUUUCUUAGAUAUAUAUCAUUUGUAACUGCUGAGCAGAAUUUGCAAGAAUUUGGUGAUUUGCUUAAUCUUUAUAAAGAAAGAGGUGGUUAUUUUAUUGAACGUAUUUCAAGAAGUAUUUCGAUAAUUUCAUCUACAGCACUUAUGUCUAUAAAGAAAAAAAAGAAUAUUCUUACUCAUUCUUUCGAUAACGUUGUGUUAGGUGUUUUGUUACAUGCUAAGCAAAAUGGCGCUAAUUUAUCUGUAUUUGUUACUGAAGGGCGUCCAGAUUGUUCUGGAGUAAAAAUGGUAAAAAAACUUAGAGAAGCUAAUAUUCAAACGACAUUAUUGUUGGAUUGUGAAAUCUGUUCAGUAAUGGAAUCACUUGAUGUUGUUGUUAUUGGAGCAUAUGGCGUUAUGGAAUCAGGUGGAAUUCUAAAUAAGAUUGGAACAUUGCCUAUUGCUAUCUGUGCUAAAGCGAUGAGCAAAGAAGUAUUUGUAAUGGCCGAAAGUAUAAAAUUCCUCAAAGAUUUUCCUCUGAACCAGAGCACCAUAUCAAACGAGUAUAAGCAUCCAGUUUCAAACAUUACAAAACGUGAACUAGGCGAUGCUACGGAACGUUACCCUUUAGUUGAUUAUACACCUCCUUCCUAUAUCAACCUUCUUUUUACUGAUUUAGGAGUCCUCACUCCUGCUGCCGUUGCUGAUGAGCUGUUAAAAAUGUAUGUUUAA